Molecule: messenger RNA, 620 nt
Organism: Cajanus cajan (pigeon pea)
Lineage: Eukaryota; Viridiplantae; Streptophyta; Magnoliopsida; Fabales; Fabaceae
Product: basic form of pathogenesis-related protein 1
Cellular component (GO): extracellular region
Source: RefSeq, a predicted model, not a curated record
UUAUGUGGCUAUAAAUAGAAAGCUUAAGGUAGAUGUGGUUCAGACUCAGAGUGAGUGAUUGAGAAAAAGAAAAGAGAAAAGAUGAUGUCUCCAUGGCAUGUGAAUGUGAUCCUCUCCACUUUGGUCUUGCUGUGUACAAGAGCAAGAGUGUCCGUAGGCCAGAGCAGGGCGGAAGAGUUUCUGAAGGUCCACAACGAGGCCCGUGCGGAGGUUGGCGUGGGCCCACUCUCAUGGAACCACAGCCUGGAAGCGUACGCUCAGAGGUACGCGAACGAGAGAAUCCCAGACUGCAACCUGGAACACUCCAUGGGACCCUUCGGAGAGAACCUGGCUGAGGGCUACGGCGAGAUGAAGGGUUCGGACGCAGUGAAGUUCUGGCUGACGGAGAAGCCUUACUAUGAUUACCACUCCAACGCUUGCGUCCACGACGAGUGCCUCCACUACACUCAGAUUGUGUGGCGCGAUUCCCUUCAUCUUGGCUGCGCUAAAGCCAAAUGUAACAAUGGCUGGGUCUUUCUCAUUUGCAGCUAUUCGCCUCCCGGGAACAUCCAAGGGGAACGACCUUAUUAGAUUCCUACCAUCUGUGUCUAUUAAUGUUACUUUUUUUUUUUUUUUUUUUU